CUGUUUUCCUGCCCAUGUGCUAUCCCCACUCCCUGGCUCAAUGGUGAUAGACUGCUGUGCUGCCCCGGGCAACAAAACUACACACCUGGCAGCCAUACUAAACAACAAAGGAUCGGUGAGGCACGGGCCCUUUACAACCUUGGCAACGUGUAUCAUGCAAAGGGGAAGCACACCGGGCGAUCAGGGAACCAGGACCCCGGGGAAUUCCCUGCAGAGGUCAAGGAGUGUCUGGUCAAAGCUGCUGAAUACUAUGAGGCCAAUCUAGCAAUAGUCCAGGAGCUGGGUGACAGGGCAGCUCAAGGUCGCGCCUGUGGUAACCUUGGCAACACUCACUAUCUCCUGGGAAACUUCAGUCAGGCAAUCAUCUACCAUCAGGAGAGGUUAGCAAUAGCCCGUGAGUUUGGUGACAAGGCUGCCGAGAGACGGGCCUACAGUAACCUAGGCAACGCCCACAUAUUCCUGGGAGAGUUUGAAGUAGCUGCUGAACACUAUAGGAAAACUUUACAAAUUGCCAAACAGCUGGGUGACAAGGCGCUGGAGGCCCAGGCAUGUUACAGCCUCGGGAACACAUACACGCUCCUGAAGGACUACGAGCGGGCGAUAGAGUUCCACAUGAAGCACCUCAAGAUCGCCCAGGAGCUUGAAGACCGGGUCGGGGAGGGUCGGGCGUGUUGGAGCCUCGGGAACGCCCACACGGCCCUCGGGCAUAACGAGGAGGCUCUCCAGUAUGCCAGCAAGCAUCUCGAGAUCUCUAAAGAGAUUGGAGAUGAGACAGGUCAGGUGACUGCCCAGAUGAACCUUGCUGACCUUAAGUCAGUGCUGGGCAUCAAAGUGGGGCCAGACGAAGGUCACAGGCCCAGCCCCUUGGACCAUCUGGAUGUUGGAAUGUACCGACGUACCGGCGUCUCCCGGCGACACAGCAUGGAACAGAUGGAGUUGAUGAAGCUCACGCCGGACAAGAAAGGAGAGACAAUCCCAGUACAUGGCGGGGCAAGACCUAAGAUACCCAAGGUGCAGAAAUCCAUGACAGUGGCAACAUCAGAGACAAUCAUAGCCAAGAAUCAGGCCCCUAUGGUUGAGACACUGUCCCCAGAAGAUGAUGGUUUCUUUGAUCUGCUGAGCAAGUUCCAAGGUCGCCGUAUCGACGAGCAGCGGUGCAGCCUCAAGUUGCCUGGGGAGAAAAAUGGACUCCUGGAGUCAGAAAACAAGGAGAACAAACCCAAACUGGUGUCCACCCCAGACAGCGAGAACUUCCUUGACAUGGUGGCAGGCAUUCAGGGGUCACGCAUGAACGACCAGCGAGCCUCACUACCGCAGUUUCCCGGUCUCAACUCCCAGGCAGUUAUUAACCAAUACCUCCGCGAGAGAAACGUUAACGACGUACCAGACGACAGCUUCUUUGAAAUGCUCAUGCGUUGUCAGGGAUCCCGGAUUGAUGAUCAGCGUAGUGCCCUACCACACAACCGCCCCGCCCCAACCGUCCCUGAUGAAGAUUUCUUCGGGCUGAUCCAGAAGGUCCAGUCUAGCCGUCUGGAGGAGCAGAGAACCAGUCUACCCGAUAAGGAUGAAAUAGGCCUCCGUGAAGAAGAAAAAGAAAUAAUGACUAGUCUAGUUUAAGUCCCAUAUGAGCGAGCAAGGAAUCAGGGGAUUAGGCUUUAAACUGGAUCGGCUUAUUAGAUGUUUUUAGAUGAAAUACUUGCGCUGAACCCUUGGAAUAUAAGCUGCGUAUUUAGAUGAGAUAGUCUUGCGCUGAACCCUUGGAAUAUAAACUGCGUAUUUAGAUGAGAUAGUCUUGCGCUGAACUCAUGGAAUAUAAACUGCGUAUUUAGAUGAGAUAGUCUUGCGCUGAACCCUUGGAAUAUAAACUUCUACUGGCUGGAAUUGAGGGUUUUGUGCAAAAUUGUAUCAGAUAUUUAAUAUAUCAGUUAUAAUAAAAGUUUUGUUCUGAAAUUCUGUGAGAUAUUGACUGCUACUGGUCAGAAGUUCUGCAUGGAGAUAUUGAGAUUGGACGAACGGAAUGAAUUGGUCCAUGGGACUCUGACUUGAAAGCCU
Messenger RNA from Dreissena polymorpha, 2052 nucleotides. Its product is annotated as G-protein-signaling modulator 2-like. Gene Ontology annotation, molecular function: GTPase regulator activity; protein binding. The transcript has 11 exons. The record is from RefSeq and is a predicted model, not a curated record. NCBI's taxonomy places the organism in Eukaryota, Metazoa, Mollusca, Bivalvia, Myida, Dreissenidae. The coding region runs from base 613 to 1617 and encodes 334 amino acids.